AGGAGUAAGCAAAGUUUCAGAGUCCUGCUCCGGGUCGCGGUGGGCCCUCCCCCCGUCUGUGUGUGCGCGCGUGUGUGCGCGCGUGUGAGUGUGCGUGUGUACGCGCAGCGGGGAAGGGGCGGGGAGAGCGCCAGAGACCAGGCGAGGCUGAAGAGGACUCGCUGGCCUCCUGCUCACCGCGGUGCCACCGUUAAUCCGGGCAGGCGAGGAGCGCACGGAUCUGCGCCGGGCGCAGCAGCUGGGCACCGCCACCGCCCAGCGCCCAGCGCCGGGUCCCCGCGAUCGGCGGUAACCGCGAAAGAGGGAUCCACCCCCGCCCCAAACAAUAAGCCUCGUGGAUUACAAAGUGAAACUGACACGGGACAAUAAAGAGCAAAGCUCCCCAGGCAAGGGCGAGGCGCGCUCCGGUGCGCUCCUACCAGCCGCGACCGGAGGAACGGCCCCUGGCAUGGUGAGGGGAGAGGACUCGGGGACCGCGCGCAGCUGCUGCCGGAUCCCCGGGAGGCCGAGGAGACAGGGGGACCUGCGCUCCAUUGGUGUACCAGCGAUGCGUGGCCAGGCGCCCGGGAGGAGGUGAAAGAUGCCGAGGAGCGCGGGCAGUCUCCAGGGCGGGACCUGGGGCUCUGAGCCUCAGCAGGCGCAGCGGUCGCGGCGGCUGGCCAGGAGGGGCCGGAGCUGAGCGCUGGAGGAGCCGCGUUUGGGAACUCGGUGUCCCGGCAGCCUGCGCGCAAGCUGCCGACCUCCCAGGGCGCAGGAUCCCUGACUGGAGGCGCUUGAUACGGUUCUCUGGGAGAGGGACGCGAGAAAGUUGGCACCAUUGGAUCGGUUAUCCGGGCGCCCCCAGCAGCUUCCCCUCUGGCGCAGUAGGCCUGCCAGCGCUGGCCCUUUCCUCCAGAGCUUCUCCCGCUGUAGGGAAGCCAGGACCAUGAACUUGGCGGCUGACCCGGCUGUCCGCUGCCAGUGGCUCCCCUUGCCUGCUUCACCCGUGUGUCAGCUGUUGCGCGUUUGUGGACUGCUACUGCUGCUUCCGGGGCCCUCCAGGGUGCACGGGGCCGACCAGCGCCAGGUAUUCCAGGUGCUGGAGGAACAGCCCCCAGGAACUUUGGUGGGCACCAUCCCCACGCGCCCAGGCUUCACCUACCGCCUCAGCGAAAGCCACGCCCUGUUCGCCAUAAACAGUAGCACUGGAGCUCUGUACACCACCGCCACCAUCGACCGCGAGAGCCUGCCCAGCGAUGUGGUCAACCUGGUGGUCCUUUCCAGUGCUCCCACUUACCCCACCGAAGUGCGAGUGCUGGUGCGAGACCUUAACGACAACGCCCCGGUGUUCCCGGACCCCUCCAUUGUGGUCACCUUCAAGGAGGACAGUAGCAGCGGCCGUCAGGUCAUCUUGGACACCGCCACAGAUUCGGACAUCGGUUCCAAUGGAGUGGACCAUCGCUCCUACCGCAUCAUCCGGGGAAACGAGGAGGGCCGCUUCCGUCUGGACGUCACCUUGAACCCCAGCGGCGAGGGCGCAUUCCUGCACCUGGUUUCCAAAGGCGGCCUGGACCGCGAGGUCACAUCACAGUACCAGCUUUUGGUGGAAGUGGAGGACAAGGGCGAGCCGAAGCGGCGGGGCUACCUUCAGGUAAACGUGACCGUGCAGGAUAUUAAUGACAAUCCCCCGGUUUUUGGCAGUUCCCACUACCAGGCGGGGGUGCCUGAGGACGCCGCUGUGGGCUCCAGCGUUCUCCAAGUGGCAGCUGCGGACGCCGACGAGGGCACCAACGCGGACAUCCGCUACCGGCUUCAGGACGAGGGAACCCCCUUCCAGAUGGACCCGGAGUCGGGGCUCAUCACGGUGCGAGAGCCCCUGGACUUCGAGGCCCGGCGCCAGUACUCGCUGACCGUGCAGGCGAUGGACCGCGGCGUGCCCUCCCUCACUGGGCGCGCCGAGGCACUCAUUCAGCUGCUGGACGUGAACGACAACGACCCGGUGGUGAAGUUCCGCUACUUCCCUGCCACCUCGCGCUAUGCCUCAGUGGAUGAGAACGCGCAGGUGGGCACCGUGGUGGCUCUGCUCACUGUGACCGACGCCGACUCCCCCGCGGCCAACGGGAACAUCUCAGUGCAGAUUCUCGGGGGCAAUGAACAGCGCCACUUUGAAGUCCAGAGAAGCAAAGUGCCCAAUCUGAGCCUCAUCAAAGUGGCCAGCGCCCUGGACCGUGAGCGCAUCCCAUCCUACAACCUCACCGUGUCGGUCUCGGAUAACUACGGGGCGCCCCCUGCCGCCGAGGUGCAGGCGCGCUCCUCCGUGGCCAGCCUGGUCAUUUUUGUCAAUGACAUUAACGACCAUCCUCCGGUUUUUGCUCAGCAAGUGUACAGAGUGAACCUGAGCGAGGAGGCGCCUCCCGGAAGCUAUGUGAGUGGGUUGUCUGCCACCGAUGGCGACUCGGGCCUCAACGCUAAUCUGCGUUACAGCAUCGUGUCUGGCAAUGGGCUGGGCUGGUUCCGCAUUAGUGAACACAGUGGCUUGGUGACCACAGGGCCUGCUGGGGGCCUCGACCGUGAACUCGCUUCCCAGAUUGCACUGAACAUCAGUGCCCGUGACCAAGGAGUUCACCCCAAGGUUUCCUAUGCCCAGCUUGUGGUAACACUCUUAGAUGUGAAUGAUGAGAAGCCAGUAUUUAGCCAGCCAGAAGGUUAUGAGGUGUCUGUGGUGGAGAAUGCCCCAACAGGGACUGAGCUUCUAGUGCUUGGGGCAACAGAUGGGGAUCUGGGUGACAACGGGACUGUGCGCUUUUCCCUACAAGAGGCUGAGGGUGAGCAGAAGUGCUUCCGUCUGGAUCCUGUGUCUGGGAGGCUGAGUACCAUCUCCUCCUUGGACAGAGAGGAGCAAGCCUUCUACUCCUUGGUGGUUCUAGCUACAGAUCUGGGUUCCCCUCCCCAGUCAUCCAUGGCUCACAUAAAUGUAAGUCUCCUGGAUUUGAACGACAACAGCCCUGUGUUCUAUCCAGUCCAAUAUUUUGCUCACAUUCAGGAGAAUGAGCCUGGAGGAAGUUAUGUCACCACUGUGUCUGCUACUGACCCAGAUUUGGGUCCCAAUGGAACUGUCAAAUACAGUAUAUCAGCUGGAGACAGGUCUCGUUUUCAGAUCAAUGCUCAAAGUGGGAUGAUUUCUACAAGAAUCUCCCUAGAUAGAGAAGAGAAGACAGCCUACCAGCUGCAAAUAGUGGCCACUGAUGGUGGGAACUUACAGUCUUCCAACCAGGCAAUAGUAACUGUCACAGUGCUGGACACUCAAGAUAACCCCCCUGUAUUCAGUCAGGCUGCCUACAGCUUUGUAGUGUUUGAGAACGUGGCUCUGGGAUACCAUGUGGGUACAGUAUCUGCAUCCUCCAUGGACCUCAAUGCCAACAUCAGCUAUCUCAUUACUACUGGGGACCAGAAAGGUGUGUUUGCUAUUGGUCCAGUCACAGGGCAGCUUACCACAGCAAGUGUGAUCGACAGAGAAGAGCAAUCCUUUUAUAAGCUGAAGGUUGUAGCAAGUGGGGGUAUGGUGACAGGAGACACUGUGGUGAACAUAACAGUGAAGGACCUGAAUGACAAUGCCCCUCACUUCCUUCAGGCAGUAGAAAGUGUCAAUGUGGUGGAGAACUGGGAAGCUGGUCACAGCAUUUUCCAGGCCAAAGCUGUUGAUCCUGAUGAAGGUGUUAAUGGUGUGGUGGUCUAUAGUCUGAAGCAAAAUCCCAUGAACCUGUUUGCUAUUAAUGAGCAGAAUGGUAAUGUCAGUCUACUAGGACCCCUAGACGUUCACACUGGCUCCUACCAAGUAGAGAUCUUGGCCUCUGAUAUGGGCAUUCCCCAGCUUUCUUCCAGCAUCAUCUUAACAGUUUAUGUCCAUGAUGUAAAUGACAACCCACCAGUAUUUGACCAAAUUUCAUAUGAGGUCACUCUGUCUGAGUCAGAACCUGUGAAUUCUAGAUUCUUUAGGGUACAGGCUUUUGAUAAAGAUUCAGGAGUCAAUGGGGAGAUUGCUUACAAGAUUGCUGAAGGAAAUGUAGGGGAUGCUUUUGGCAUAUUUCCAGAUGGUCAAUUGUAUAUAAAAAGUGAACUGGACCGUGAACUUCAAGACAGAUAUGUUUUACUGGUUGUUGCUUCUGACAGAGCAGUAGAACCCCUUAGUGCCACUGUGAAUGUUACUGUGAUUUUAGAAGACAUGAAUGAUAACAGACCUCUUUUUAACAGUACCAAUUACACAUUUUAUUUUGAAGAAGAGCAGAGAUCUGGGUCAUUUGUGGGCAAAGUGAGUGCUGUAGAUAAAGACUUUGGCCCCAAUGGAGAAGUAAGGUAUUCUUUUGAGAUGGUGCAGCCAGACUUUGAACUGCACGCUGUCACAGGGGACAUUACAAGUACGCAUCAGUUUGACAGGGAGUCUCUCAUGAGGAGGAGAGGGACUGCAGUCUUUAGCUUUAUAGUGAUAGCUACAGACCAGGGGCUCCCUCAGCCUCUCAAGGACCAAGCCACUGUUCAUGUUUACAUGAAGGACAUCAAUGACAAUGCCCCCAGGUUUUUAAAAGACUUUUACCAAGCCACGAUCUCUGAGACAGCAGCCAACCUGACCCAGGUCUUAAGAGUGUCUGCCUCAGAUGUGGAUGAAGGGAACAAUGGCCUCAUUCAUUAUUCAGUUAUCAAAGGAAAUGAAGAAAGGCAGUUCACUAUAGACAGUACCUCUGGGCAGGUAACACUUAUAGGUAAGUUAGACUAUGAAGCUACACCAGCCUACUCCCUUGUCAUCCAAGCCAUGGAUUCAGGGACCAUCCCCCUCAAUUCAACCUGUACUUUAAAUAUUGAUAUUUUAGAUGAAAAUGACAACACCCCUUCUUUCCCCAAGUCAACACUUUUUGUGGAUGUUUUGGAAAAUAUGAGAAUUGGAGAACUUGUUUCCUCAGUUACUGCAACUGAUUCUGACUCAGGUGACAACGCUGACUUACAUUAUACUGUCGCAGGGACUAAUAACCAUGGGACAUUUAGCAUCAGCCCAAACACUGGGAGUAUUUUUCUUGCCAAAAAAUUGGACUUUGAAACUCAGUCUCUGUACAAAUUAAAUAUAACAGCAAAAGACAAAGGGCGACCUCCGCGGUCAUCCACAAUGUCAGUGGUCAUUCAAGUGAGGGACUUCAAUGACAAUCCCCCUAGCUUUCCCCCAGGAGACAUUUUCAAGUCUAUUGUUGAGAACAUCCCCAUCGGUACAUCAGUCAUUUCUGUGACCGCACAUGACCCGGAUGCAGACAUUAACGGGCAGCUAUCUUACGCCAUCAUCCAACAGAUGCCAAGAGGCAACCACUUCAGCAUAGAUCAAGUCCAAGGGACUAUAUACACUAGUGCUGAAAUAGACCGAGAAUUUGCUAAUCUCUUUGAGUUAACUGUAAAAGCCAAUGAUCAGGCUGUGCCCAUUGAAACCAGGAGGCACGCUUUGAAAAAUGUGACCAUUUUGGUGACAGAUCUCAAUGACAAUGUCCCGAUGUUUAUAUCACAAAAUGCCCUGGCUGCAGACCCUUCAGCUGUGAUUGGUUCUAUAUUAACGACCAUUAUGGCUGCAGACCCAGAUGAAGGAGCUAAUGGUGAGGUAGAGUAUGAGAUCAUCAACGGGGACACAGACACCUUCAUUGUGGACCGUUAUAGUGGGGAUCUGAGGGUGGCUUCUGCAUUGGUCCCUUCACAACUCAUGUACAACCUCAUAGUUUCUGCCACAGACCUGGGUCCUGAACGGAGGAAAUCAACCACAGAAUUGACUGUCAUUCUUCAAGGUCUGGAUGGACCUGUUUUCACUCAGCCUAAAUAUAUAACCAUUUUGAAGGAAGGGGAGCCCAUUGGUACCAACGUCAUAUCCAUAGAAGCAGCGAGCCCCAGAGGUUCAGAAGCCCCGGUGGAAUAUUACAUUGUUUCAGUUCGUUGUGAGGAAAAAACUGUGGGACGUCUUUUUACUAUUGGACGGCAUUCUGGCAUCAUUCAAACAGCAGCUAUUCUGGACCGGGAGCAAGGAGCGUGCCUGUACCUGGUAGAUGUGUACGCCUUAGAAAAAUCAUCUGUCUUUCCCAGAACACAGAAAGCAGAGGUGGAAAUAACCCUCCAGGAUAUUAAUGACAACCCACCAGUGUUUCCAACAGACACUCUGGAGCUCACUGUGGAGGAGAACAUUGGAGAUGGCUCAAAGAUUAUGCAACUGACAGCCUUGGAUGCUGACGAGGGUGUGAACGCUGUGGUCACUUAUGCCAUCAUCAGUGGGGCAGAUGACAGUUUCCGCAUUGACCCUGAAUCUGGAGAUCUAAUAGCCACCAAGAGACUGGACCGGGAACGUCGAUCCAAGUAUUCUCUGCUGGUCCGUGCUGAUGAUGGCCUCCAGUCCUCAGACAUGAGAAUCAAUAUCACCGUCAGUGAUGUGAACGACCAUAUACCAAAAUUCUCCAGGCCUGUGUACUCUUUCGACAUCCCAGAAGACACAACCCCUGGUUCAUUGGUGGCAGCCAUUUUAGCUACAGAUGAUGACUCUGGAGUGAAUGGAGAAGUCACAUACAUUGUGAGUGAAGAUGAUGAAGAUGGCAUAUUUUUCCUAAAUCCAGUUACAGGAGUCUUCAACUUGACUCGAGUAUUAGAUUAUGAAACACAGCAGUAUUACAUCCUCACCGUCCGAGCAGAAGAUGGUGGGGGACAAUUUACCACCAUUCGAGUUUAUUUCAACAUUCUAGAUGUCAAUGACAACCCUCCUGUUUUCAGCAUGAAUUCAUACAGCACAUCUUUAAUGGAAAAUCUUCCCCUUGGAUCCACUGUUCUGGUCUUUAAUGUGACUGAUGCAGAUGAUGGUAUCAACUCUGAGUUGGCUUAUAGCAUCAGCUCAGGUGACAGUCUUGGGCAGUUCACUGUGGAUAAGCAUGGUGUACUCAAAGUCCUCAAAGCGUUGGACCGGGAAAGCCAGUCUUUCUACAACCUGGUUGUUCAGGCCCAUGACUUGCCACCACCACCAACAUCCAGGUUUACAAGUACUGCUCAAGUCACCAUCAUUCUGCUGGACGUUAAUGAUAACCCUCCCAUGUUUCUUUCUCCAAAAUUGACGUAUGUUCCAGAAAACACACCUGUUGAUACUGUUGUUUUCAAGGCUCAAGCAACCGACCCAGACAGCGGCCCAAACAGCUAUAUUGAAUACACCCUUUUGAACCUUCUGGAAAACAAAUUUAGUAUUGGAACCAUUGAUGGUGAGGUGCGGCUCACUGGAGAACUGGACAGAGAGCACGUUUCUAAUUAUACUCUGACAGUGGUGGCCACCGACAAAGGUCAGCCAUCCCUGUCUGCAUCCACAGAGGUUGUUGUUAUGGUCCUUGACAUCAAUGACAACAGUCCCAUUUUUGCACAAUCUCUAUAUAAGGUGGAGAUUAGUGAGAACACGCUUACAGGAACAGAUAUCAUACAAGUGUUUGCAGCAGAUGAAGAUGAAGGCACAAAUGGACAGGUUCGCUAUGGCAUAAUUGAUGGUAAUGCCCAGCAGGACUUCAGAAUUGACUCAGUCAUGGGGGCUAUCACGGUGGCUAAACCUCUGGAUAGAGAGAAGACUCCUGCUUACAUGUUAAGGGUCCAGGCCACGGAUCGGGGCAGCAGCCCCAGAAUGGAUGCCUGUACUGUCAGCAUUGCUUUGCUAGAUAUGAACGACUUUGUUCCCAUAUUUGAACUGUCUCCAUAUUCUGUGAGUGUCCCUGAGAACUUAGGGACACUGCCCAGGACCAUUCUUCAGGUGGUAGCCAGAGAUGACGAUCAAGGAUUGAACAGCAAACUCUCUUAUGUUCUGGUUGGUGGUAAUGAGGAUGCUGCUUUUACCCUCACAGCCAGUGGAGAGCUUCAAGUGACACAGAGUUUGGACCGGGAGACUAGGGAACACUUUGUCCUGACCAUCACAGCAGCUGACUUGGGAUCCCCUCCCUUGACUGGAACUGGGACAAUCAGUGUCAUAGUAGAUGAUGUCAAUGACAAUGUCCCCACUUUUUCCAGUAAAAAGCAUUUCACAGAGAUUCCUGAAGAUGCCCCCACUGGAACAGAUGUUUUGUUAGUGAAUGCCUCAGAUGCUGACACAUCAACAAAUGCAGUUAUAAGCUAUAGCAUCAUUGGUGGAAAUUCACCAUUCACCAUCAACCCAUCCACAGGACAGAUCAUCACAAGUGCAUUGCUAGACAGAGAGACAAAAGAUAAUUAUACGUUGAUAGUGGUGGCCACUGAUGCGGGAUCUCCAGAGUCUCUUUCCAGUUCCACCAGUGUGCUUGUCACUGUGACUGAUGUCAAUGACAAUCCUCCAAGAUUUCAGCAUCACCCGUAUGUCACACAUAUCCCAUCUCCUACUCUCCCAGGUUCCUUUGUCUUUGCAGCCACAGUGACAGAUGCUGACACUGGCCCCAAUGCUGAGCUCCAUUAUUCCAUUUCUGGUAGAAAUUCUGAAAUAUUUCUCAUUGACCCCCUGAGAGGAGCGAUCAUGGCAGCUGGACCACUAAAUGGUGCUUCAGAAGUGACAUUUUCUGUCCACGUGAAAGAUGGUGGUGCAGUUCCAAAGACAGAUUCCACCACAGUGACUGUUAGAUUUGCCAACAAAGCAGAUUUCCCAAAAGUCAGAGCCAAAGAACAAACUUUCAUGUUUCCAGAAAACCAGCCAGUGGGCACUCUUGUCACUACCAUUACAGGUUCCUCUUUGAGAGGAGAAAGUUUGUCCUAUUAUAUUGCAAGUGGGAACCUGGGCAAUGUGUUCCAGAUUGAUCCUUUAACAGGGCAAGUGUCCAUAAGCCAAGCUUUGGAUUUUGAAAAGAUACAGAAGUAUGUUGUGUGGAUUGAGGCAAGAGAUGGUGGUUUCCCUCCCUUCUCAUCUUAUGAAAAGCUUGACAUCACUGUGUUGGAUGUCAAUGACAAUGCACCAACUUUUAAAAAGGAUCCAUUUGUAUCUGAGAUACUAGAAAACCUUUCUCCUCGAAAAAUAUUGACUGUUUCUGCAAUUGACAAAGACAGUGGACCAAAUGGGCAGUUAGAUUAUGAAAUUGUGAGUGGGAACCAAGAAAAUAGUUUCAGUAUCAAUCAUGCUACUGGUGAAAUUAGAAGCACCCGACCACUUGAUAGAGAAAAAAUAUCCCACUAUGUGCUCACCAUAAAAUCUUCAGACAAAGGGUCCCCUUCUCAGAGUACCUCAGUAAAAGUCAUAAUAAAUAUUUUGGAUGAAAAUGAUAAUGCCCCUAGGUUUUCUCAGAUAUUUAGUGCCUAUGUUCCUGAAAACUCUCCCUUGGGAUAUAUGGUCACACGUGUCACAACUUCUGAUGAAGACAUUGGAGUAAAUGCAAUUAGUCGAUAUUCUAUGGUGGACACAAGUCUUCCUUUUACAAUCAACCCCAACACAGGAGACAUUGUCAUUAGUAGACCUUUAAAUAGAGAAGACAUGGAUCGUUACAGAAUCAGAGUUUCUGCUCAUGACUCUGGAUGGACUGUAAGUACAGAUGUCACCAUAUUUGUGACAGAUGUUAAUGACAAUGCACCAAGAUUCAGCAGGCCCUCCUAUUACUUAGAUUGCCCUGAGCUUACAGAUAUUGGUUCCAAAGUGACCCAGGUAUCUGCCACAGAUCCUGAUGAAGGAGCAAAUGGACAAGUAUUUUAUUUCAUAAAAUCUCAGUCAGAGUAUUUCAGGAUUAAUGCCACCACUGGAGAGAUUUUCAAUAAGCAGGUCUUAAAAUACCAAAACGUCAGUGGCUUCAACAAUGCAAAUAUCAACAGACACAGUUUCAUUGUGACAUCUUCAGAUCGAGGCAACCCUUCCUUACUUAGUGAGACUACAGUGACCAUCAAUACAGUGGACAGCAAUGACAAUGCACCUCACUUUCUUAAAAAUAAAUAUUUCACUCCAGUCACCAAAAAUGUGAAAGUUGGUACAAAGUUAAUCAAAGUGACUGCAGUAGAUGACAAAGAUUUUGGACUGAAUUCUGAGGUGGAGUAUUUCAUGUCUAAUCAGAAUCAUUUGGGGAAGUUUAAGUUGGACAAUGACACAGGGUGGAUUUCAGUAGCCUCUCCAUUGAUUUCUGACUUGAAUCAAAAUUUUAUCAUCACUGUCAGAGCAAAGGAUAAAGGAAAUCCUCCACUUUCUUCUCAAGCCACAGUUCACAUAACUGUCACUGAGGAGAACUACCAUACACCCGAGUUUUCACAAAGCCACAUGAGUGUGACUAUCCCUGAGAGUCAUAGUACUGGGUCUGUGGUCAGAACUGUAUCUGCCAGAGAUCGGGAUGCAGCUAUGAAUGGCUUAGUUAGGUACAACAUUUCUGCAGGAAACGAGGAGGGCACUUUUGCAAUCAACUCUUCCACAGGUGUGUUAACAUUAGCCAAAGCUCUUGACUAUGAGCUCUGCCAGAAGCACGAAAUGACCAUCAGUGCCACCGAUGGAGGAUGGGUUGCAAGAACAGGGUACUGCAUUGUGACUGUAAAUGUGAUUGAUGUGAACGAUAAUUCCCCAGUGUUCAUCCCUGAUGAAUACUUCCCUUCUGUUUUGGAAAAUGCCCCAAGUGGAACAACUGUCAUUCACCUAAAUGCAACUGAUGCGGACUCUGGGACCAAUGCUGUGAUUGCAUAUACUGUACAGUCAUCUGAUAGUGACCUCUUUGUCAUUGAUCCCAACACAGGGGUCAUCACCACUCAAGGCUUUUUGGAUUUUGAAACCAAGCAGAGCUACCAUCUCACUGUGAAAGCCUUCAAUGUCCCAGAUGAGGAGCGCUGCAGCUUUGCCACUGUGAAUAUUCAGCUCAAAGGGACAAAUGAAUAUGUGCCUCGCUUUGUUUCCAAACUCUACUACUUUGAGAUCUCAGAAGCAGCUGCUAAAGGGACUGUUGUUGGAGAAGUGUUUGCCAGUGACCGGGACACAGGUGCCGAUGGGGAAGUACAUUAUUGGAUAUUUGGUAAUAGCCGGAGAAAGGGCUUUCAGAUUAAUAAGAAAACUGGACAAAUUUAUGUUUCUGGUCAUCUUGACAGAGAAAGAGAAGAAAGGGUAUCACUGAAAGUAUUGGCCAAGAAUUUUGGUAGCAUUCGGGGUGCUGACAUAGAUGAGGUCACAGUGAAUAUCACUGUGCUUGAUGCCAAUGACCCACCAGUUUUUAGUCUAAACACUUAUUGCGUUCAGAUCAGUGAAGGCGUCCCGAUUGGAACUCAUGUCACCUUCGUUAGUGCUUUUGACUCAGACUCCAUCCCCAGCUGGAGCAGAUUUUCUUACUUCAUAGGAUUGGGGAAUGAAAAUGGGGCCUUUUCCAUCAAUCCCCAGACAGGGCAGAUCACAGUAACUGCAGAAUUAGACAGGGAAAGCCUACCAGUCUAUAACCUCUCAGUCUUGGCUGUGGACUCAGGAAGCCCAUCAGCGACAGGUAGUGCCUCCUUGCUGGUAACCCUGGAAGAUAUAAAUGACAAUGGGCCCAUGUUGACCAUCAGCGAGGGAGAAGUUAUGGAGAACAAACGCCCAGGAACCCUGGUGAUGACACUUCAGUCCACUGAUCCCGACCUCCCCCCAAAUCAGGGUCCCUUUACCUACCACCUGCUGAGCACUGGUCCUGCUACCAACUACUUCAGUCUGAACACUGCUGGAGUUCUGAGCACCACCAGAGAGAUUGACAGAGAGCAAAUCGCAGACUUCUAUCUGUCUGUGGUCACCAGAGACUCUGGUGUGCCUCAGAUGUCCUCCACGGGAACUGUGCACAUCACAGUUUUAGACCAAAAUGACAACCCCUCACAGUCUCGCACAGUGGAGAUAUUUGUAAAUUAUUAUGGAAACUUGUUCCCUGGUGGGAUUUUAGGUUCAGUGAAACCACAGGAUCCAGAUGUGUUAGACAGCUUCCACUGUUCCCUUACUUCAGGAGUGACAAGCCUCUUCAGUAUUCCAGGGGAGAGCUGUGAUCUCAGCUCCCAGCCCAGGUCCACUGAUGGCACAUUUGACCUGACUGUCCUUAGUAGUGAUGGAGUGCACAGUGCAGUUACCAACAAUAUCCGAGUUUUCUUUGCUAGCUUUUCCAAUGCUACAGUGGAUAACAGCAUUUUACUUCGUGUGGGUGUCCCAACUGUCAAGGAUUUCUUGACUAACCACUACCUUCAUUUCCUGCGCAUUGCUAGUUCCCAGCUCACAGGCCUGGGGACUGGUGUGCAAAUGUAUGCUGCCUAUGAGGAGAACAAUAGAACGUUCCUUUUGGUGGCUGUAAAGCGAAGUAACAAUCACUAUGUGAAUCCCAGCGGUGUGGCCACCUUCUUUGAAAGCAUUAAAGAGAUUCUUCUUCGUCAGAGCGGAGUCAAGAUAGAAUCCGUGGAUCAUGACGCCUGCAUCCAUGGUCCAUGUCAGAAUGGAGGCAGCUGCCUCCGAAGGCUGGCUGUGAGCUCUGUCUUGAGGAUCCAGGAGAGUCUUCCUGCCAUCAUGGUGGGAAAUGCACCUCUGCAGCCCUUCCUGUGCAAGUGUCUGCCAGGGUAUGCUGGGAGCUGGUGUGAGGUAGACGUCGAUGAGUGUCUGCCAGCCCCUUGCCACAAUGGGGGAACCUGCCACAAUUUGGUCGGGGGCUUUUCAUGCAGCUGCCUGGAUGGCUUCACAGGGAGGGCCUGUGAGAGGGACAUUAAUGAGUGCCUUCCCAGUCCUUGUAAGAAUGGCGCAAUUUGUCAUAAUUUUCCAGGCGGCUUCAACUGCGUUUGCAAAACUGGAUACACAGGGAAAAUGUGUGAAUCAUCAGUCAACUACUGUGAAUGCAAUCCCUGCUUCAAUGGUGGUUCCUGUCAAAGUGGUGUGGAAUCAUAUUAUUGCCAUUGUCCAUUUGGUGUCUUUGGGAAGCACUGUGAAUUGAACAGUUACGGGUUUGAGGAACUUUCCUACAUGGAAUUUCCCAGCCUGGACCCCAAUAACAACUAUAUUUAUGUCAAAUUUGCCACUAUCCAAAGUCACGCCUUAUUGCUUUACAAUUAUGACAACCAAACUGGAGAGCGGGCAGAGUUUUUGGCUCUUGAAAUUGCUGAAGAAAGGUUGAGAUUUUCCUAUAACUUAGGCAGUGGUACAUACAAACUCACCACCAUGAAGAAGGUGUCAGAUGGACAUUUUCACACUGUGAUUGCACGGAGAGCAGGCAUGGCAGCCUCCUUGACUGUGGACUCCUGUUCUGAGAACCAAGAACCAGGCUAUUGCACUGUGAGCAAUGUAGCACUUUCAGAUGACUGGUCUCUUGAUGUUCAGCCAAAUCGAAUCACAGUUGGAGGUAUCAGGUCUCUAGACCCAAUCCUUCAGAGGAGGGGACAGGUGGAGAGCCAUGACUUUGUGGGCUGUAUAAUGGAAUUUGCAGUCAAUGGGAGGCCUCUGGAACCCAGUCAAGCUUUGGCAGCACAAGGCAUCCUCGAUCAGUGUCCUCGAUUAGAAGGCACAUGUACUCGCAACCCCUGCCAACAUGGCGGCACGUGCGUGGACUUCUGGUCGUGGCAACAGUGCCACUGCACAGAAGGGCUGACUGGGAAGUACUGUGAGAAAUCUGUCACUCCAGAUACGGCCUUGUCACUAGAAGGCAAAGGACGCCUGGACUACCACAUGAGUCAGAGCGAGAAGCGGGAAUUCUUGCUAAGACAGAGCUUACGAGAUGCCAUGUUGGAGCCUUUUGGUGUGAACAGUCUAGAAGUGAAGUUCAGGACGAGGAGUGAGAACGGUGUCUUAAUCCACAUCCAAGAGAGCAGCAACUACACAACCGUGAAGAUUAAGAAUGGCAAAGUGCAUUUUACAUCUGAUGCAGGGGUUGCUGGGAAAGUAGAGAGAAACAUUCCAGAAGCAUACGUUGCUGAUGGCCACUGGCACACCUUCCACAUUGGGAGAAAUGGAUCCCUCACAGCACUGUCCAUUGACAGAAUUUAUAACAAAGAUGUCACUCACCCUACUCAGGACUUUGGUGGCCUUGACGUGCUUACCAUAUCUCUUGGUGGCAUCCCACCCAACCAAGCCCACCGGGAUACUCAAACAGGCUUCAGCGGCUGCAUAGCAUCUGUGCUAUAUGGGAGAGAAAGCCUGCCUUUCAGUGGCAAGCACAGCUUGGCCUCCAUCUCUAAAACCGACCCCUCAGUGAAAAUCGGCUGUCGUGGUCCCAAUAUUUGUGCCAGCAACCCGUGCUGGGGAGACUUACUUUGCAUCAACCAGUGGUAUGCCUACAAGUGUGUCCCGCCUGGGGACUGCGCAUCCCACCCCUGUCAGAACGGGGGUAGCUGUGAGCCCGGCCUGCACUCUGGAUUCACUUGCAGCUGCCCUGAGUCGCACACCGGGAGGACCUGCGAGACGGUUGUGGCCUGCCUGGGCGUUCUCUGUCCUCAGGGAAAGGUGUGCCAGGCUGGAAGCCCCGGGGGACAUGUGUGUGUCCUGAGUCAGGGCCCCGAAGAGAUCUCUUUGCCGCUCUGGGCCGUGCCUGCCAUCGUGGGCAGCUGUGCCACCGUCCUGGCCCUACUUGUACUAAGCUUGAUUCUGUGCAAUCAGUGCAGGGGAAGAGAGAGCAAAAACCCCAAGGAGGAAAAGAAACCCAAGGAGAAGAAGAAAAAAGGCAGCGAGAAUGUGGCUUUUGAUGACCCAGACAACAUCCCACCCUAUGGGGAUGAUUUGGCUGUGAGGAAGCAGCCUGAGGGGAACCCCAAACCAGACAUCAUCGAGAGGGAAAACCCCUACCUGAUCUACGAUGAGACGGACAUCCCCCACAAGUCCGAAACCAUCCCCAGUGCCCCCCUGGCGUCCCCAGAGCAGGAAAUCGAGCAUUAUGACAUCGACAAUGCCAGCAGCAUCGCUCCCUCAGAUGCCGACAUCAUCCAGCACUACAAGCAGUUCCGCAGCCACACACCCAAGUUCUCCAUCCAGAGGCACAGCCCUCUGGGCUUCGCAAGGCAGUCCCCCAUGCCCCUGGGAGCCAGCAGCCUCACCUACCAGCCUUCCUCCUACGGGCCAGGUCUAAGAACCAGCUCCCUCAGCCAUUCGGCCUGCCCCACUCCCAACCCACUGUCUCGCCACAGCCCGGCUCCGUUCUCCAAGUCCUCCACGUUCUACAGGAACAGCCCGGCCAGAGAGCUACAUCUCCCUCUGAGGGACGUGAGCACCCUGGAGAUGCACGCGGACGCCUGCCAGCCCAGCAUGUUCAACUAUGCCACGAGGCUGGGGAGGAGGAGCAAAAGUCCCCAGACCAUGGCCACCCAUGGGUCCAGACCGGGCAGUCGCCUCAAGCAGCCCAUCGGGCAGAUGCCUCUGGAAUCUUCUCCUCCAGUGGGGCUGUCCAUCGAAGAAGUGGAGAGGCUCAACACCCCUCGGCCUAGAAACCCGAGCAUCUGCAGCGCGGACCAUGGGAGGUCGUCCUCGGAAGAGGACUGUCGAAGGCCCCUGUCCAGAACACGGAACCCAGCUGAUGGCAUCCCAGCCCCGGAGUCAUCUUCUGACAGUGACUCCCACGAGUCUUUCACCUGCUCAGAGAUGGAGUAUGACAGGGAGAAGCCCAUAGUGUAUACUUCCAGGAUGCCCAAGCUAUCGCAAGUCAACGAAUCGGAUGCAGACGAUGAAGAUAACUACGGAGCCAGAGUAAAACCCAGAAGGUACCACGGUGGCCGCAGGGCUGAGGGGGGCUCCGGGGGCCCAGCCGCGCCCGGCACUGCUGACAGCACGCUGAAGCUCGGGCAGCAGACUGGGAACUUCAACUGGGACAACCUUUUGAACUGGGGCCCUGGCUUUGGCCAUUAUGUGGAUGUUUUUAAAGAUUUGGCAUCUCUCCCAGAAAAAGCAACACCAAGUGAUGAAGACAGUAAAGGUGGGACAGCUAAGCCGGUCCCCAAAAAUGGGGACGCAGAACAAUACGUGUGAAGGGUGUGUGGUGUGCCGCACAGUAGGAAACGUGAGGAGCACUCAGACCCUUGGUGGUUGCCAGCUAGCUUGGGUGCUGUGUGCACAACGGGCCAGUAUAGCCUGGUGUCCGAGGGAAAUGCUCAAUAAUAACCACGGUGCUGCUGAAACAGACUCCAAACAACUCUUAAUUUAAGUGUGCUCGUAUGAAUCGAUUCUCCUGCAUGGGUUGUGUUUUGCUAUUAGUUUUGUGGCAUGCAGCAUUUGGGAACUUUCGCUCAUUGACCAGCGUUUAGUUUGUGAUUUCAUGAAAUGGAUACCAUUACCAUUGCAACAUGAACGUGUGCUUUCCCAGUGAAGUAUGCGUAUGGUUUCCGUUGUAUGAUUUUAAUUGUUUUACAUUGCAAGAUCCAGGUUUAACUGGCCCCUGAAAAGCAUAGAAAAGAGACUUUGCUGCCUAGGAUAAAAGAACUGAAUAUUAACACUUCCGAAAUAAAGAAUGAUUCCGUAUUCCAUGGUACUCAGAAAUGGCUGAGUGCUUGUUUUAUAUGAUGGUGGGUACUAAAAUUAACCUCGUUUUGAGCACUUUUAACACUUUCUUACAAAAUUGUGUUGAAACUUCUGAAUCUGUGCAAAUGGUUGUGGAUUCCUGACUUUCCUCACACUUCAUGAGGAACAAAUGACUACAUUUCAUCCCCAGAACACUGCUGCCUUCCCACUGUGGAAUGAGUUCUCAGCAGCACUUCAAAGAGAACUCCUUUCUUAAGUUAUUUAUUGAGAAAAGUCUAUGCUUUUAACAUGUAAGGUGUUGAUUUAAGCAAACCCUAAUUGGAUUUACUUUUCAUUCAUUCCAUAUUUACCCCAAGUGCCCAGUUUUUAUAAUUUAUAUGGAGUCAAAUUGCAACAUUUCUUACUUUCUGUCCUUUUGUAAAUCAUUUUUAAUACUGUGUGAAAACUUGUUUUUACACCUAAGCUGGGUUUUGAUACUGAUAUUUUCCUACGUGGAAUCCUUUUCUUGCUUUCAGGGAAGGUGAGAAAAGACUUUUUUUUUUUUACAUUGGUUACUUAUGUAACAUUCAUAUUUUUCACAUUUUGAUACUUGUAACAUAAUGUAAGCUUUCUACUUGUAAAUGCCAACAAUAGAAUUAAAAUAUUUAUUUAAAAUACUUUGUAUUCAUGUGCAACACUGUUUCCAUCUUUUUCUACUCUUUAUGGGAGCAAGUGAGAAAAGGUUGCGCUUGUCAAUAAGGCAUGUAGCAAGUUGAAUUUAUAUGGGCCACAUCAUAUUCUUUUAGAAACAGGACUAUGGCUCUAUGCCAGAAAAGAUAUUUUAGAGCUACUUCAGUACAUUCCUACAUAUCAGAGGUUUUAGACUUCCCUGAAUUAUAAUGAGUCUAGACCGGUUUGGUCCAAGGGGACCAAUGUGGACCCAGUUUAAACAUUCUAUUAAUAGAUGUUUGGAAAUACCUAGGACAGUAUGUUCUCUGAAAUCCAAUUUUGUACUGGAGUUAUGGUGAAGAAGAGUAGAAGCUAAUUAUGCACAAAUGUCUGGGAUUUUCUCCAAGAAGCCAACUCAAAAUUCUCUACCAUCAGUGGUAGGUAAGUGGAAUGAAAAUGAAGGCUCAGCAAUUCAUGUCCUUCCUUAAUUUAUUGAUCAUGAUAGUUUGUUGAUAUAGACUAUGAAAAGUUUAAACAUAUUUUACAUGUAUACCUCUACUUUCUAGAUGCCCUCAAUGGCAAACCGGCUCAGUGGGUUGACACACAGUAGGAUCCAUUUAUGUGUAAAUAGUUUCAUCUUAAAUAAAAUGUCUAAAAUUCA
Messenger RNA from Jaculus jaculus (lesser Egyptian jerboa), 17669 nucleotides. RefSeq names its product FAT atypical cadherin 4 (gene Fat4). Gene Ontology annotation, cellular component: cell-cell junction; plasma membrane. NCBI's taxonomy places the organism in Eukaryota, Metazoa, Chordata, Mammalia, Rodentia, Dipodidae. The transcript has 18 exons. Bases 926 to 15871 code for a protein of 4981 amino acids. Gene Ontology annotation, biological process: homophilic cell-cell adhesion. Gene Ontology annotation, molecular function: calcium ion binding. The record is from RefSeq and is a predicted model, not a curated record.